This is a messenger RNA of Rubroshorea leprosula, 5220 nucleotides long. The record is from the annotation of a GenBank genome assembly. Lineage: Eukaryota; Viridiplantae; Streptophyta; Magnoliopsida; Malvales; Dipterocarpaceae.
AUCUUCGCCUCUGUGUCUGAAAAAUCAAUUCUAGAGAGAGAAAAGUGAAGCUUUUAGAGGGGGAAAGUAUUAAGUGAAAGCCUUUCAGUUGUUUUGUGCGUAAAAACGACUGUAAUUAAGCUUCAAAACGACAGGGUUUAAUUGCAGUUUCCCUCUGAUUUCAACUAAAACGACACGCCGUUGUUGGUAGCUCCCUUCAAGAACCCUAGAGGCUGCUUCUGGUUCAGAUCACGAACUCAGCUCCGCUUGCACUUUGUGGACUUUUGAUUCUUCUGGAUGACCUUUUGGAUUGCAGCAAAAGAAAUUUGACAAUAAUUUGGAGAUAAACGUGUUACUUGUUCAUAUUAAGUGUAUUACUUAUAUGAUUUUGCCAUUAGAAUAAGGUGGUUUAAGCCAUUAUGACUAUAUAUAUGGAUACACCUAUAUACUGCAACAAGAUAUAGCUUAAAAGGACUGGUGGCUGGAUUUUUAAUGCCUGGUAACGAAGUUGAAGACAGGAUCCGCAACCAAUUUGAGCUAGAAAACUCUUUCCAGAGCCAGCGUCUACUGCAAGCUGCGGAUGGAAGCUGGCCAGUUCUUAACUCCAACCAGUGGGUCAGAAAGCUGGGAGAGGUCGGGGCACCCUUGAAUUUCAAUCUGAAGAGCUAUAGCUUGCAACAACUAGAUUCUCCAAGAGGGAUUGGUGGUGAGUCCUUGAUCAUACCACUCAAUGAAAACCCCAAGCAGUUGACACCUAUUCCUGAGUAUUCCAGAGUUCCUUACAGAAAGCAACAUCUAAUAACAAAUGGCUUCUCACUUGGAUGCCAGAGUUUUGGGACGCAGCAGAAUCAACCGGGGAUUUAUGGUGAAAAUGCCAGUUAUGAUCAGCAUAAUUUAACUUCCAGAGGUUUUUCUAUCCUUAAAUCACAUCAAGAGAAUGAAUCUUGUGACAGUCCCACCCUGACAGCAAAUUCAGAAAGGUCAGAAAUUACUGAAGCUUCUACAGAUUUCAACUUUCUUAAAGGGCAAGAACAACUUUUUAGCGGGCAACAAGCAGGUAUUUUACAGCCUUUCCCCAUGCAGCAGUCUGGGUAUAAUGACAUGCAGUUGUUGCAGCAGCAAAUUAUGUUGAAGCAACUGCAGGAUCUUCAAAGACAUCAGCAACUUCAACAGUUAGGUGAUGUGAGGCAGCAGAAUACAUUAAACCAGUUCUCUGCCAUCGCUAGACAGCCUGCUGGGAGCCAGAUGUCUCCUCUCAUUAAUGGAUCACCAGUUCAUGAUGCUCCACAAAUGUUUAUGAACUUGGUCCAGCGAGGUGCAUCUCCUACUGCGCCAGGAGUAUCUAAGAGAGUUGUCUUCUCACAAGAGCAAGCCCAGGCUCUCCGUCCAGUGGGUCUGACUCCUCAGCAGCCUGAUGCAUCUUUAUAUGGUACUCCUGUUGCUAAUGCAAGAGGUAACAUGAGUCAAUAUUCCUACCUCCAAGGGAUGUCUAAUGACAAUGUGAAUUUGCUCACCAAGGCUGGUGGUCAAACUCAAAAGCCUACGAUGCAGUCAUCAGAAGCUUUUCUGAAAGAUCAGUAUGCUGUCCCUCCAGAUCAGCUCUGCAUGCAACAAGGUGCAAUCAUGUCGAACCAGGGUUUUCAUGGGAAAGAUAUAUUUGGAGAAGCUUCCAUUCAAGGUUUCAAUAAUGGAACUAUAUCAGGAAACUUCCAGAUGGGCAAUGCUCCUCAAAUGAAUGCAGCUGCUAAGGACUUCAGUGGGAGGCAAGAGCAAGCUGGUUGGCCAGUAAUGCAGCAGAAAACUACACAAGUUGCUCCUCAGAGUUUGGUCCCUCUUGACCCAAUUGAAGAGAAGAUCUUAUACAACAUGGAUGACAACUUUUGGGAUUCUUCUUUUGGCAGGCGCCCUGAGGCUGGAAAUUUCAGCAAUGCAUUGGACAACCCUGAUUUUUCAAAUGCAUUUCCAUCUAUACAGAGUGGGAGCUGGAGUGCUCUUAUGCAGUCUGCUGUGGCAGAGGCUUCUAGCAGUGAUACUGCUCUGCAGGACGAGUGGCGUGCCUUGACAUUUCAGAAUACAGAACAGUCAAAUGAUAAUCAGCUUUCAAACUUUAUUGAUAGUGAGAAGCAGCAAACAGGCUGGGUUGAUAACAACUUGCAGGGUGCCUCAACCUUUAGUUCAAAACCUAUGCCUGUUUUUAAUGAUUCUGGCAUAAGCUCGAGCUUCCCUGGUUUUCAGCAGCCAAGUAACCAAUUUUCAACUGAACAGAGGGAUAAUCCCUGCCAGGAGGGAUUGUUUGAACAGAAGACUACCAAAGUCACUUCCAAGUGGGUAGAUUGUGGCUCUCAGCAGAAGCAAUACAUUGAAGGAAGUCAACAGAUACAAUCAAGCAUGCAUAUAAAUAAUGCAUGGCCAGGUCAAACAUAUGAUCAUCCAGACAGUGAUGCCAAUCAGCAGAGGACCACUUCUCACGAUGAUUUUGGCCAACAGAUAAAUAAUAGCCAAUCAAGCAGUCAACAAGCCUCUGGUAAUAAUAUGUCUGAGAGAAGCUACCAAAGAGAGACCCCUGGUGAAGACUAUGACUCCAAUGGAUUGCACAUUCGUGAUCAAGUAAAUUCUGGGCAGGUGAAGUUUUUUGGUGAUGCUUCUUCUACUUUGAACUUUAGUGAGGGGCGCAUUCCUGUGGAGGAGUUAAAUUCUAGAGGUGAUAUUAAAUCAGUUGGUGCUGAUGGCUCAAAUGUUGCUUCUCAGACAAGUCAACACAUGCAUGAGUUGCUUCAAAAGGUUGACCGUUUGAGGGAGGGUGGCACUGCAGUUCAUGCUGGCUUGGCAGACUCUAAUUCACUGUCCAACGCUCCUGAGGCAGAAACUCAUACAUCAGUUGGGCAACUAUACAACCAGUCUUUUGCUUCCCAAGGUUUUGGCUUAAGAUUGGCUCCUCCAUCUCAGCGUGCGCCCAAUUCAAGUGUUUUCCUCUCUUCUCAGGGUUCACCACAGACCAUUGGUUAUCUAAAUUCUGGACAAGUCAAUUCUGAGUUACAAGAGAAACAUCAGACAUGGGGAAGCUCUGUUGCAGCACUUGAAUCCAGUCUUCCACAUUUAAGGAAUCGUUCUCAAAUGCCAGAGGUGCCCAGUUCACCCAUAGCAUCUCAACCUUCUCAGGCAACACUGUCAAGUACUUCUAGGAGACGUCCACCUUUUAACCUUGCCCCCUUUCAAGAUAGCUCUCCACAGACCUCAGCCAAUCCUUUUGGUCAACAGUUUCCAGUGUUGGAGGCCGUGUCAGUAACUCAGCCUUCUCUUUUGUCAACCAUGUCACGACAGGGUGGUUAUGGGGAAAUGCAGGCAGUAAAAGAGAGGUCCUUGCAGCAAACAUCAUCUGAGAUAGUGAAUUCUUCUGAGCAAGCUGGUUUUUCUCUAGGCAAAGAAAUUUUCCAACAGCAAAGCUUAGAUGCAAAUGCUUUACCGUCUGUCUCAUCUGUGUCUCAUUCUAUUCAGGAGGGCCUUGAUGGGAUGAGGCAUGGUGAUAACCAAGUCUCUUCCAUAUCAGAGAGAGAUUUUGCACCUCCUGGUCAUUCUUUGAAACAAACUAGUAAUGUCGAGCAAAAUUAUUCCUUGUUGCACCAAGUGCAAGGAAUGAAUAAUGUAGAGGCUGAUCCAGCUAAGGGUACUAACAAUGCUCAGCAGUUUACUUCUGUAGUGAGCAGGCAAUUGUAUGAACAUGAUUCAAGGUUGAUGAACCCUAUGGACAAUCAAACAAGUUCAUCAGGUGGGGAUGCCAAUUUGCUAAGCUUCUUCUCAGGAGGAAGGGAAGACCCAAGUGCAAAAGCUUUGUCACACCCUGCUGUCCAUAAUUUAACUCCCCAUGAGAUGUUUGGAUUUGGUCAAAAUUUUUCUCAGGGUCAAUCUAGUGUUAAUAAUUUCACGACUGCUCAUACAAAUCAUGGCCAAGUUAACUUGCAAAUGGCCUCCUCCUGGUUUAAGCAGUAUGGGACUUUCAGAAAUGGGCAGAUGCGUUCUAUGUCUGAUAACAGGAUUGCAAAACCUACUGUUGGACAAUUAUCUCUUGGCAAGCCUUCUCAAAAUUUGCAUGCCCAUGCUUCUCUCCAACAGGUAGAUGCUGUUGAUCCUAGUCAAGUUGCUAAUGCUAGGCCAAGCACAGCUGCUGCAUUGGUGCCAAGUGAACACCUUUCAGCAUCUUAUGCGUUGCCUUCAGACAUGAGCAAUCAAAGUAUUGGUAUUGCAAGACCAAAGAAGCGCAAAGCAUUAAUGUCUAAGCCUCUUCCAUGGCACAAAGAAGUGACAGAAGGUUCCCAGAUGCAUCCACAUAUCAGGAUAUCAGAACAAGAGUGGGCAGUGGCUGCAAAUCGAUUGUAUGAGAAGGUGGAAGAUGAUGUUGAAAUGCUUGAAGAUAUACAACCAAUGUUUCGAUCAAAGAGGAGGCUUAUCUUGACCACACAGCUUAUGCAGCUAUUAUUUCACGCUGCACCAUUGUCCAUUCUCUCAGCAGAUGCUACCUCACACUAUGAUAGUGUCUCUUAUGUUGCAUCUAGGAUAGCCCUAGGUGAUGCAUGUAGCCUCUCCUGUGGUGUAGGAAAGGAUUUGCAGCUGCCUUCGGAAAACAGAAACAGUAACAUGACCUUUGAGAAAGAGAAGUUUAGGAGUAAUGAAAAAGCAAGUGAUCAGAAGUAUUCACAAGUCAUGGACGAGUUUAUUAGUAAAGCAAAGAAACUGGAAAAUGACUUUCAAAGAAUGGACAAGGCAGCGUCUGUUAUAGACAUCAGAGUGGAAUGCCAGGAGAUGGAACGGUUUGCAGUCAUCAAUCGUUUUGCUAAAUUUCAUAUCCGGGGACAAGCGGAUAACUCUGGAGCUGCAUCAUCUACCGGGGCACCAAAACCAUUUCUGCAGCGAUAUGUGAUGGCACUUCCAUUGCCCAAAAAUCUACCUGAGGGGGUACAGUGUCUUUCACUAUGAUCAUUAAGUUAUUGAUCCUCUCUGAAAUUUGAUCCUUUUUGAACUAUGCUCUGCAUGCCAUAUCAAUGCAUCACAAUGGUCCAUCUCCACUAACCUUUCACUGGCAAAGAAGAAAUGCAUGAUGGAAUGCUGGACAAGUCAACCUUUGUAACCGAGGCACUCAAUUGAUUUGACUUGAGAGGCCCUUGUGUUGUCAUUUUUGAUAAAGUAAAUAUUGUUUAUUGUAUAUUUUGAUGAAAUUCCAAGGAGGAAUAAGGUAUCUGAAGCAUC